CAGCCGGUCGGGCUGAGCACUGAGGGUAGGGGGCGGUGGCGGCUGCGGUGGCAGCUACGGCGGCAGCAGAAGAGGAGGCUUCGUGAUUUCCGCGAUCUGGGCGGUGCGUGGCCGCGCGGGUGGCCGUUGCAGUAGUAGGUACGGUUCGCCUGUGAGAAGCCAUUGAGACUUCCUGUCUCUCUUGUUUGAGCGCUUCAGUCCCUGCUUGUGUGGCAAACCUUGGGGACGGCAGGUCACCCUGCGGCCCCGGCCCUUCCGCCGCAUUUCAGGCAUAAUGGUUAUGAAAGCUUCUGUAGAAGAUGAUGAUUCGGGAUGGGAGCUCAGUAUACCAGAAAAGAUGGAAAAAAGCAAUACAAACUGGGUGGACAUAACUCAAGAUUUUGAAGAAGCUUGUCGAGAAUUAAAGUUGGGAGAACUGCUUCAUGAUAAGCUAUUUGGUCUUUUUGAAGCCAUGUCUGCCAUUGAAAUGAUGGAUCCCAAGAUGGAUGCUGGCAUGAUCGGAAACCAAGUUAAUCGAAAAGUUCUCAAUUUUGAACAAGCUAUCAAGGAUGGUACCAUUAAAAUUAAAGACCUCACCUUGCCGGAAUUGAUAGGGAUAAUGGAUACAUGUUUUUGCUGUUUGAUAACAUGGUUAGAAGGCCACUCCUUGGCACAGACAGUAUUUACAUGCCUUUACAUUCAUAAUCCAGACUUUAUAGAAGAUCCUGCCAUGAAAGCUUUUGCUCUGGGAAUCUUGAAAAUCUGUGACAUUGCAAGGGAAAAAGUAAAUAAAGCUGCUGUUUUUGAAGAGGAAGAUUUUCAGUCAAUGACUUACGGAUUUAAAAUGGCCAACAGUGUGACAGAUCUUCGAGUUACAGGCAUGCUAAAGGAUGUGGAGGAUGACAUGCAACGAAGAGUAAAGAGUACUCGAAGUCGACAAGGAGAAGAAAGAGAUCCAGAAGUUGAACUAGAACACCAACAGUGUUUAGCAGUAUUCAGCAGAGUGAAGUUUACUCGAGUGUUACUGACAGUGCUUAUUGCCUUUACUAAGAAAGAGACCAGUGCUGUUGCAGAAGCUCAAAAAUUGAUGGUUCAAGCAGCAGAUCUUCUCUCUGCCAUUCACAACUCCUUGCAUCAUGGCAUCCAGGCCCAGAAUGAUACUACAAAAGGGGAUCAUCCAAUUAUGAUGGGUUUUGAGCCCCUUGUUAACCAGAGGCUACUUCCACCCACUUUUCCUCGAUAUGCAAAGAUAAUUAAAAGAGAAGAAAUGGUCAACUAUUUUGCAAGAUUAAUAGAUAGAAUAAAAACUGUUUGUGAGGUGGUAAACUUAACAAAUUUACACUGUAUCCUGGAUUUUUUCUGUGAGUUUAGUGAACAAUCACCUUGUGUUCUGUCAAGAUCUCUAUUACAAACCACUUUCCUGGUUGAUAACAAAAAGGUCUUUGGAACUCAUCUCAUGCAAGACAUGGUGAAAGAUGCACUUCGGUCUUUUGUCAGUCCUCCGGUGCUUUCCCCAAAGUGCUGCCUUUAUAAUAAUCACCAGGCUAAGGACUGUAUUGACUCCUUUGUUACUCACUGUGUUCGGCCAUUCUGCAGUCUUAUCCAGAUCCAUGGGCAUAAUAGGGCUCGUCAGAGAGACAAGCUGGGCCAUAUUCUUGAGGAAUUUGCUACCUUGCAGGAUGAGGCAGAGAAGGUUGAUGCAGCACUUCACACUAUGCUGUUGAAACAGGAACCCCAAAGGCAACAUUUGGCCUGUUUAGGCACCUGGGUCCUUUAUCAUAACCUUAGAAUUAUGAUACAGUAUCUUUUAAGUGGCUUUGAAUUGGAACUCUACAGCAUGCAUGAGUACUACUACAUAUAUUGGUACCUCUCUGAGUUCCUUUAUGCAUGGCUGAUGUCAACAUUAAGUCGUGCCGAUGGCUCUCAAAUGGCAGAGGAAAGGAUAAUGGAAGAGCAACAGAAGGGCCGUAGCAGUAAAAAGACAAAGAAAAAGAAGAAAGUUCGCCCUUUGAGCCGAGAAAUCACAAUGAGCCAGGCCUAUCAGAACAUGUGUGCUGGAAUGUUUAAGACCAUGGUAGCAUUUGACAUGGAUGGCAAAGUACGAAAACCCAAGUUUGAACUUGAUAGUGAACAAGUGCGGUAUGAGCACAGAUUUGCUCCAUUCAACAGCGUCAUGACCCCACCCCCAGUACACUAUCUGCAGUUCAAGGAAAUGUCUGACCUCAAUAAAUACAGCCCUCCCCCGCAGUCUCCAGAUCUGUACGUGGCAGCUAGUAAGCACUUCCAGCAAGCGAAAAUGAUUCUGGAAAACAUCCCAAACCCAGACCAUGAGGUCAGUAGAAUUUUAAAGGUUGCCAAACCCAACUUUGUGGUUAUGAAGCUACUGGCAGGAGGACACAAAAAGGAGUCUAAGGUUCCUCCCGAAUUUGAUUUCUCCGCUCACAAAUAUUUUCCUGUUGUGAAGCUUGUUUGAGAUUGAAGGGUGACCAUAAAGGGCUGUGAUACCUCUAAACUGUUGCCUCGGAAUAGGUGCCUGUGAUCCCAAAGGAGCCAGCGGCACCAAAGCAGGAGCGCUGGGAGGAAGCUUCAAGUACACACCUGCCGAAUGAACGCCCUCGGACGCGCCUCUGUGAAUGCAGAUGAAGUCAUCAUGGGUUAUUUAAAUUGACAUUCCAUCUCCACAGUUUAAAAGCUGCUUCUUUAGGGAUCAAACAGGGAGGGAAAACUGGGAACAGUUUUAAAAGCUGAACUAACAAUUAUUUCAUUUCUCAGCAACUCUCUGCACACCGAUUAAACACAAGAUGAACAGAAGCUUUAUUUGAGAAAGCAAGAGAGCGUAUCAUCCCUAAGGCUGAGAGGGGUAUUGGACAAGGACUUACAUAAAAUCUUACAAAGCUACUUUUACACUUCUUCAGUUGCCUUUUCUGGGUGAGGAGGUUUAAUCUUAUUGAUGUGGUAAAAGGAUGUUACACAUGAAGGACAUUCAAGGUAGAGAUCUUAACCCAAAUGCGAAGCACGGCCAGCCUUCAGGGACUGCCGGAGCGCAGCACGUCCACACAGGUGUGCGGCCAGCUGUGCCCGACUUCUCGGGCCCAUCUCCUCUCGGAAAAGGAGGGCGUCCUGCCACAUGGCCUGCAGAGACCGUAUCUCAACUCCUACAAACCCAAACACCUUGUAGUAAGUGCCACCACCCACUUAGCCUUUGUUUAGAGGGCCCAAUAAAAGUUGUGUGGCUCUGCCAGUCCUUCACAAGAGGCAAAAGCCUACUUCCCUGAAACAUAAGGACCAAUACAAGCCAAAUCUAAUAUCACUAUUAUCAAUGUAAAUUGAUAGUCAUUUUCAAAUGAAAAUUAACUUUUGAUUGUUAAGUCAGUUUUCAUUGUUACAAGCUAAAUGUAUAAACUAUGACAAAAACACUA
Messenger RNA from Artibeus jamaicensis (Jamaican fruit-eating bat), 3398 nucleotides. It is a transcript of the gene NAA35, whose product is annotated as N-alpha-acetyltransferase 35, NatC auxiliary subunit. Gene Ontology annotation, cellular component: NatC complex. Bases 275 to 2452 code for a protein of 725 amino acids. Gene Ontology annotation, biological process: N-terminal peptidyl-methionine acetylation. The transcript is spliced from 24 exons. Lineage: Eukaryota; Metazoa; Chordata; Mammalia; Chiroptera; Phyllostomidae. The record is from RefSeq and is a predicted model, not a curated record.